AUGCCCAGAAGAUGUACAACACGCAAGCUCCUUUCGGUAGCGAGCUACUUGAUACUCUUCGCCGUGGCGUGCAUAGUGUACAAGAACUGCUUGUUAAAUUUGAAGCAUCAUAGCAUACCACAUCCAGACAAUGGCGCUCGUCCAACACAUGAGUUCAACAUAACGAAGGCCGGUGAGCUUCCCGGCGAUAUGGGACGCCCGGUAAUCAUGGACCUUAACGACACCUCCGUGCAAGAGUUAGUCCAGGCGGGCUUGAAAACGUUUGGCUACAACGAGUAUGCAUCGGACCUCAUGUCCGUCCGGCGACGGUUGCCCGACGUGAGAGCUCCGUGGUGUCGCGUGCAGGAAGGGAAGAGUGAAUCAUCGUUGCCACCGACUUCGAUCGUGAUGGUGUUCCACAACGAGGCUUGGUCGGUGUUGCUACGGUCCGUGCACUCCAUCCUCGACCGAACGCCGGCUCAUUUGAUUCGGGAAAUCCUGCUCGUCGAUGACUUUUCAACUGCACCUUGUUUGAAAACCCGGCUGGAUGACUAUUUCAAAGACUUUCCAAAGGUGCGCAUCCUACGAGCUCCUAGAAGGUUAGGUCUAAUCGCGGCCAAGGUUUUUGGGGGAAAGGCGUCCAGCGAAAAGAUCAUCACCUUUCUCGACGCUCACGUCGAGUGUACCGUGGGAUGGUUAGAGCCUCUUCUAAGAGAAGUCGCAGCUAACGAGAAUACCAUCGCCAUUCCGACGAUCGAUCAAAUCGACCCUAUGUCCAUGGAGCUGCAGACAGACUUUGCUCCCCGAGUAGUUGGUGCGUUUCGGUGGGAUCUCAACUUCGGAUGGUGGGGUCGUGCGGCGAUGAUGAAGCGCUACGCGAACCCGUACGUUCCGUUCGAUACACCCGCCAUGGCCGGAGGACUGUUCACGAUCGGAAGAGCCUUUUUCGAGCGACUCGGUUGGUACGACGAAGGAUUCGAUAUCUACGGCAUCGAGAACAUUGAGCUGUCGAUGAAGAGCUGGAUGUGCGGCGGUCGGAUGGUGAUCGUACCGUGCUCCCGUGUAGCACACGUCUGGAAACGUACCCAUCCGUACCUUGACCGGGUCAACGUUGAUGUCAUCCUACGGAACUCGAUGCGGUUGGCCGAAGUGUGGAUGGACGAGUACCGGCAAGUGAUCUUCGACGUUUACGGCGUUCCACGGUACUUUGAGGAUCUGUUCGGGUCGGUCGACGAACGGAAGGCCGUCCGGAAACGGGCCCAGUGUGGCACCUUUCGGAACUACAUCCUCCAAAACUUCCCGGAGAUAACGAACCCGCUCGUACCCGGUGCAUUCCGAGGCGAAGUACGCAACGCUGCCUUGUCGCCGGACCUCUGUCUGACGCGCUCUUUUGCCACCAAAACGCUUUCGAUGGCUCCGUGCGAUGGCCUCAAGCAGCAGCAGUUCUGGACGCACAACUUCUACCACGAGCUCAACAACUACUCCACGUGCAUUGAACCGAAGCGACUCCCUAUUCCCCAUCGCUAUCGAGCCGAGUUGGCUCGGUGUAACCGGGUUGAGAAACCAGGAAGCCAGCGCUGGAGCUAUCUGCUGUCAAGCGAACAAAUCCGGAGUGAGAGUGUAGGUCAAUGCCUUGCCGUAGACAGCUCUCGAUCGAUCACGAUCGAACCAUGCGAUUCAAUGAGCAGCAAUCAAAGGUGGUCGAUAACAUUAGUCGAAUUGGAUGAUACGAUCUUUCGGUAUAACUAA
This is a messenger RNA of Anopheles coustani, 1728 nucleotides long. Its product is annotated as putative polypeptide N-acetylgalactosaminyltransferase 9. The transcript has 3 exons. Gene Ontology annotation, cellular component: Golgi apparatus. Lineage: Eukaryota; Metazoa; Arthropoda; Insecta; Diptera; Culicidae. The record is from RefSeq and is a predicted model, not a curated record. Bases 1 to 1728 code for a protein of 575 amino acids.